GCAUAUUUAUAAAGACAUAGAUUUGCAUCAAUAUUACAGAUGAUGUUUAAUAUUACUCACAAACAAUUCAGAGUUUGUUUAUUUCACUCAUUCAUAAUGCAUGUCCCAUUCACUGAUUUCAACACAUGUGACGUACCCAGCUGCCACCAUGACAGAUAUGUUCGAUGUGUACUAUGACGUCACAACACGAUAGGAAACACUGAACACGAAGGGAAAACAUAUACCAUUUACUUGGUGGAAAAGUUUUUGAAUCAACGGAAAGUUUAGUAAAUAAAAUAUUUGUUCAAAAUUCUAAUCAAUUGUCUGGCUUACAAGAAAAGAACUUAGCACCAUUUCGAAAGAAAUCUCUUACACACGAUAACAUAUGACAUAGCAACUAGAAACAAAAUGCAUACCCUAAACAUCACAGAACUGUGCUACCAUACCAACUUACCAAUAUGCGACGAAACAACACAAUCAAAAGACAACAGCUCAUCACUUAUGAAGACACAUUUUCCAGCUAUAAUCAUUGCAUGUUUUGCAUUUGCGUUGAAUAUCACCGAAAUAAUAUACAUUACAUCGCAAAGGCGAAAACGAGCUGCUACUGAAUAUUUACUUCUCAGUUUUGCAAUGGCUGACUCGUUGUACAGUUUCGACGUAUUUGUAGGUAUGUCCUUGAUCAUAGUUGGAAAGAAGUAUGAUUUCUUUGAUGUUAGCAUGAUUGUAGUAAUCGGCUAUCAAAUUGCACAGUUCACUAUAUAUGCAUCUAUCUUUCACGUGUUGUUUAUUUCAUUGGAGAGACUAGCAGCUGUCGUAUUUCCUUAUAAAUAUAAACUGUUCAUGAGGACUGAUCGAAUUAAAAUUGUGAUAUACUUUCUUUGGUUGCUGACUGCAUUACUGCAAGGAACAAUGGCAGCUGUAGAAUACCGCGACGGACUUUAUGAAUCAAGUCAUCACGAAGAUACUGUAUUACAUACAGCAAGCGGUAUCACAUUUUGUGCUGGUAUAUUCCUCUUUGGUGUUUAUGGGUACAUCUUUUAUGCCAUCAUUAAGCGAUCAAGGUACAUGCGAAGAACAAGCGUAGAUGUAAACCCAUUUCAAACUAGACGCCACAAAGCAGAAAUUAUCGCAUGUGUUACGGGUUUAAUCGUUUCUGUUGGUUUCAUUGUGUUUUCGUUUCCAUUAGCGAUCUCAUUUUGUUUGCCUCACUCAAACUUCGCCAUACGCGUUUCAAUAGCUGCCCAUUUCUUCCUCAUUUUUAAUUCGGUAUUCAAUCCCUUGGUUUACUUCUGGAGAGGGCAGUUUAUAAAAGUCAUGAAAAGGAAGUCCAAUAGAAGAAAAGAGAAAAAGCAGUUAAAAGAUGUUGACUUGUCAACUGUUUCGCCACGAAAUAACACAAGGUACAAUGUUUCAACCAUUCAGUUAAGUAACAUUAUGUACGCCAGUACUUUGAGUGUGAUCAACGCAUCGAUGCCUGAAUCGUCGCGUCAUCCACGAUUGUAAGAAGGUUCUGAGAAGUAAAGUAAAAAGAUUCGUAAGUGAACAUUCUAGAUAUAAAAACAAAACAAAUAUGGUUAUUGAUUAUUUUUGAACUGCAAAAAUACUGCAAAUGACAAUAAGAAACUGAAAAAAAGUGGUUUAACACCCACGGUCGCCUGUGAAAAGUCAAGUUUCAGAAAUAGCUAUUGACUUUUCUUUUCUGCUUCUUUCUGGAAUCUAUAUAUAGAAUGUAUUUUGAAUUUCGACCUAUUUCUAGUUAAUUUUGCAACCCUCGUAAUAAUGACCGUUGACAUUUUACAUUUAUA
Messenger RNA from Hydractinia symbiolongicarpus, 1784 nucleotides. Its product is annotated as trace amine-associated receptor 3-like. Gene Ontology annotation, biological process: G protein-coupled receptor signaling pathway. Bases 388 to 1482 code for a protein of 364 amino acids. Gene Ontology annotation, molecular function: G protein-coupled receptor activity. The transcript has 2 exons. The record is from RefSeq and is a predicted model, not a curated record. NCBI's taxonomy places the organism in Eukaryota, Metazoa, Cnidaria, Hydrozoa, Anthoathecata, Hydractiniidae. Gene Ontology annotation, cellular component: membrane.